Trichoderma reesei QM6a is the source of this 3676-nucleotide messenger RNA. RefSeq lists its product as uncharacterized. The transcript is spliced from 4 exons. Bases 5 to 3676 code for a protein of 1223 amino acids. The record is from RefSeq and is a predicted model, not a curated record. NCBI's taxonomy places the organism in Eukaryota, Fungi, Ascomycota, Sordariomycetes, Hypocreales, Hypocreaceae.
AUGGAUGGCCAGGUGGAGGAGAUCAAGGAGGGUUGGCGAUGCUUCUCCUUCCUGCGGACAUGGCUGGAAGCCGAGUACGAUGAAGGCUCCUGUCCUGAUCUCGUUCGUCAUCUCGUCUGUUAUUAUUAUUGUCCUACUCGAAGUCCUUGCACAGAGAAGCCAGAAGUUCGGCGGCCUAUCGCUGGUUGACGAUGCCGACGACAUACCCUCCGCUGUCAAUCUCACCUACCUCUACCUCCCCACCAUCAUCGCGGUACUAUACAGUCUGGUGUGGAACUGGAUUGAUCUAGACAUCAAGCGUAUGCAGCCCUGGACAGAAGUGUCCAAGCCAGAUGGUGCAACUGGCCGGAAAUCAGUCUUUCUAGAUUAUCCCGUGGACUUUGUAGCCUUCGUUCCUUUCAAGGCUGCGAAACAAAGGCACUGGGCAGUGUUCUACUCGGGAACCGUCAUGGUUAUCAUCUUUUGGAUGAUCACACCCCUUCAGAGUUCCUGUCUAGGAACUGGCCCCGUGCUGAUGAAUAAAACCGUCGCCAUGUCAGCACCGUCCGUGUUCAUGGAUUCGUUGACGCAAGCCACAUACAUGGAUCAAUCAGUGAUGAACUCUGGGUACGGAAUGGCCUGGUUGGAGCGCCCCUAUCCCGCCUUCACGACCUCCGAUUAUACACUGAUGCCCUUUCAACCUGGUGAGCCUGUUGAAGGCAAUAUAGCCAAUUUCACCGGCACUACUACGAAAUACUGGACGGACUUGAAGUGCUGGCCAGCUGAAGUAGAGUGGGUGGCUGGAGGCACAUACAACUUCAUCAACGGUAUGGGUUGCAAUGCAUCCAGCAUUGUUGCCUCCCCCGGCUCGCCCACCAUUUCUGACUACCAGAUGCUGUACGUUGGCUACCAAGACAGUGCCUGGGGAGAAGUUGCACUUAGCUGGACCUGUUCAAAAGAAGCAUUCAACCAAUUUCUCGGAACAUGGGGCCACUGGGAGCAUGGAUCCAGUGGCCCAGCCAAUAUGACUGCGGUUUUCUGCGAAACGUCCUACUAUAAGCAGAAUGUGUCAGCUAUGGUCCAGAUGCCUGGAUAUGUCCCCGUUGAUGAGCAGAUCACAGCCUUAUCACCACCAGAGGUUCUCCCGGUGACGGAGUUCAACAGCUCGGCCUUCGAAUACCUUGUUGCAAACGGGAUGUCAUCAGUCGAGGUGCCUAGGGACCAUCCGUUCACACACCUCCUCGAUCUGGACACUCGCCUGGAUCCAUUUGGGCUGUCUUAUCCAUUUUGGCCUAUGGUGGGAGUCAUGAUGGGUCUGCACAACUACUCCAUCGAUUCAUACUAUAACACGACCGUGCUGGGCGAUUCGUACCGUUUAGCGCACAAGGUCAUGUUCUCUGUAGCUUUUCACACGAUGCUUGUGAACAGCACGAAUACAGUCGCGACUGAAGGAAACGUCUACCUGGUGAAAUACGGCAUCCUCGUCAGCCGCGUCUUUACGGCUCUGGUGGAAGGGGGCCUUGCUUUUGUGGCCGUGCUCACAUUGGUCUUGUUAUGGGUCUGUCAUAGAAACCCAACCCUGCUAUUAUCGGAUCCGGCAUCCUUGGGCUCCCUGAUUUCUCUGAUUCAGAAGAGCCCGUGUCUGCUCAACAAGUUCAGCGGCAAGGGGAAUCUGACUGCUGAGCAGCUGAAGGAGCAGCUUGGCGACUGCACGUUCAAGCUAUCGUGCCAAUGUCAAGACGCCUCUGGGGUGACGAGGCUUGAGCUGCUGGACGUCCCUAUCCAAGCGCAGACAGGGCCGUCAGAAGCGAACUCCGGCCGAGCUGGAUCGGAUCAAAUAGGUCAUUAUCUGCCCAUCAAGCCAUUUGCUCUACGCAAAGUUGUCGGAAUCGCAUUUGCAGUGUGCCUAUGCGCUGCUGUCGCUGUUGUCUCGUAUCUGCAGCAUCAGGAUACCGUUCUAGGAGGACUUGUCCGCCCUUCGACGAAUUUUGAAGUCAACCAGCUGCUGACGAGCUACCUUCCCACUAUAUUCUCAACAGUGGUCGAACCGUUCUGGGUCAUGCUCAACCGAUAUUUGUGCCUCUUGCAGCCAUUUUACGACCUUACAUCUGGACGCGGGACCGCCAAGCGAACGAUUGACGCUCGAUACACCGCGUUACCGCCGCAGCUUGCUCUUUGGCGAGCCUUUCGAUCCGGGCAUCUCCUUCUAGGGUCUAUUUGCAUCAUUGCUCUAUUAGCAAAUGUUCUAGCAGUCGGGCUGGGCGCCAUAUUUAAUGACAGUCCCACACAGAAAGUGUAUCCCGUCGUGAUGACACCUGUGAAGCAGGCAAAAUUCGAUCAAACGGGUGUGCAAAACGUCACUUCAAAAUGGAUCGCGGGUCUGCCCGAUAAUUACGAAGAUCCUAUGUACACGCUCAUGGCAAACUGGUCCUCUGGAGCCCCUUUACCGCCAUGGACCACGGCCGAGUUUACCUACCUCCCUGUCAACAUCACAUCCGAGACCCCUUCAGGAAACGACCUAUACACUGUCACAACAACCGGAUUCGGUGUAGAUCCUUCGUGUAUAUCCAUGGGCACGAUAGUCACAGAAAACGAGCCGCCAACGGUGAACACGAGUUUCGGUCGAACCGAUCCUCCGCCGAAAGGCUGCGCCAAGGAGUAUUCCAUUGCAACCCUAUCGUUCAACAAAACGGACUACAAGGUACCUGAAGGGCGAGCCGCAGCAGAGGUUGCCAACACCAUGAGACCGGGCAAGGAUGUCUUCAACGACUUUGUAAAUGAGUGCGAUAACUCAUUCCUGGUGGGAUGGUCCCGAGCGGAUAUCAAGAACAAGACGGGUGUGAUGAACACGUCUCUUGUCGUGUGCAAGCCGGUUUACAAAGUUGCCGAUUUUCGGGUCGUGUUCGACAGCGAGGGAUACAUCAGAAAUGCAACGCCCAUUAGCAACUUCACGUCCUCAAUCCCAUAUCCGAGCUCGUUUACUUAUCCACCGAUCAUCAACGAUAUCAACAAUGGUUUUCAGGGCUACGACGAUUCUGAGGGAUGGCAUUCCGACGACGUUUCGUACACCUGGUUCAUGUACCUACUUAAACUAUACAGCGGCAACUCGGACUUUCUGGAUCCCACGAAGCCGACGCCCGACCCGGAGCAGUUCCUCCCUAUCGUGUCAGACGUCUACAAACGGAUCUUUGCAAUGAUGGUCACGCUACACCAGGACGUCUUUGUCGACGCAGAGAACGGAACCACUGUGAUGGGAAACCGCACCGUUACCGAAACACGCAUCUUUGUGUCGACGACCGCAUUCAUCACGAGCACCACCAUCCUCAGCCUCUACAUCAUCAUGGUCUUCUUCUUCUAUGGCUGCGGCGUCACAUUUUUCCUCCCGCGCAUGCCCACCAACAUAGGGUCUUUGGUGGCGUACAUUGCGCCGAGCAAACUGACACGAGAGUACGAGGGCGAGGGCGAGGGCGAAGAGGAUGUGGCCAAGGAUGGCGAAGUGGUUCCAAAGUACAGCUUUGGGCGAUUUGUCGGUAGUGAUGGAAAGGCGCAUAUCGGCAUCGACUACGCGGAUCGGGUGGUGCCGGUGAAUCCGACUUCGCUGGAAAGGGGGGACACGAGGCAGGGUUCUGGGUUCUUGAAGAAGAGGGUCUUGCGUCUGAAGACGGCGUCAAAACAUGAGAAUGAUAAUUGGCUGUGA